GGGUUAGUAAGCUGGAGGAGUUGCUGUCUUCUUGCUGCCGAGUGGGAGCGUUGAUUGCCAGCGAGUCUCUUUUUCGCCAUUUGUUUGCCCUCUUCGCCAUCGCCGCACCUCCGUGUCUCGUCAUUUCUUUCCUUUUCUCGCGCCGUGGGUUCCUGGAGGCCUCCAGUUCUUGCUUCUGCCGCGCAGCCACUUCUUGUAGUUUGCCAGCUGCUGGGGUCCUCCCCUGGGUCUGACAUACUUGAUGCUGUCUUUUCAUGUUGUCGUCGUGGUGGUGGAGACCAGUUUGAGCCAUUUAGCUGUGGGAGUUUUGGGAAAGGGAGAUAGAAAACUAGAGAGAGAGAGCGAGAGAGAGAUCUUUCACCGGUUUACGUGAUAGGCAUUCUGUGCCGGUCUUGCUUCUGGUUUUGAGACUUUGUCGUGUCAAGGAGGUUUCGCAAGCGCAAUACAAAUCUCACCCUGCCAAGCUCAUUAAGAUUUGGGAGAGUGAAGAUUACUCUCUGGCCCCGCAUCCUGGAGUGCAAGGAUCUGGUGAUUGAAAUCUUCGGACUGCUUCAGUACUGGAGAGGCACUGUCAACACUUGUGGUCGUAGCAACCGAAAAGUUUCAAUCCUUUCGACUAGGUUUGGAAUAUUGAAGACAAUUGUUUGCGACUUCAUUCUCGAUGCCUAGCUGGGCGAUCCCUUAGUACACGGAGACACUAAUUUUGGGGAGCAACAUUCUUUUCCCAGCCCAUUUAAGUCUUCUAUAGAUUCAGUUGCAGGAGCAAGAGCUUAACGUCUUAUGUCAAGCUCACUGGGUAGAAGUAAGGGCCCUUUUCGAUAAAGGGAGAGGAUGAGCCUGCAGGAUCUCCUGGAUCUGAGUUUCGGUUGGAAUCAAGGGUGAUAUCUUAUCAGAUUGUCUUCGGGGGCCCCUCUCGCCUCUUCCUCCCUCUGUUUCUUACCGCAUGAUCACAGCCUUAUAAAGUUGGUAGUAAAGUAGAAUACAAUGACACAGGUUCUCCCGACCCAGAUACACCUGGGGAGCUUCACACCAGACCAAAGCGAGUCCGAAGAUUACGUCAAUGCUUUGCAUUACGUUUCGGAUACGGACACGGAUGGUUACAGCGGCAACCAUGCAUCUCCUAUGAUCCUGGGUGAUGCGACCAUUAGUAUACGGGAACUGUGCAAAGAGCCGGAAGCAAGAAAGUCGGGCCUGUCGCAUUCUAGCAGUUUCAGUAGUAUUACCCGUGGACGUUGGGGAGAGAUUGGGGCAAGGAGCAGAAAUGGCAGCUUGAAUCGCAGGCAUAGUAGCUUUAGAAGUGGGAGCUUCAACCGCAGCAACAAUGAUCAGGAGAGAGAGAGGUCAGCCCAGCUUUCGCUGGUGGCUCUGCUGCUGGCAACUGUACGAAGGUCUGUUCUUACUAUGUGCCAAGAUGUAGAAGAGGGAGAUGAGAGUUCCCUUGAGAUCGGGUGGCCCACUGAUGUGCAACAUGUGGCUCAUGUGACCUUCGACCGCUACAAUGGGUUUCUGGGAUUGCCCCAAGAGUUCGAAGUUGAAGUUCCGGGGCGAGUUCCGAGUGCAAGCCAGAGCGUGUUUGGCGUUUCUGCGGAGUCCAUGCAGUGCUCGUAUGAUCACAACGGCAACAGUGUUCCGACGAUCCUACUACUGAUGCAAGAGAGAUUAUAUCAUCAAGGAGGCCUAAAGGCAGAAGGCAUUUUCCGGAUCAACGCAGAGAACAGCCAUCACGAACACGUGAGAGAUCAACUUAACAAAGGCAUUGUCCCUAUGGACAUCGAUUCAUACUGUCUUGCAGGUCUUAUAAAGGCUUGGUUUCGGGAGUUGCCGCAAGGAGUGCUGGAUGUUCUGACCCCGGAGCAGGUUCUGGAAUGCCACACUGAAGAAGAAAGCGUGGCACUCGUGAAGCUUUUACCCCCCACUCAAGCUGCGCUGCUCGACUGGGCUGUCAAUUUGAUGGCUGAUGUAGUCCAAGACGAAGUAGUCAACAAGAUGAACGCUCGCAAUAUUGCAAUGGUCUUUGCUCCUAAUAUGACUCAGAUGGCCGACCCUUUGACUGCUCUUAUGCACGCAGUUCAAGUGAUGAACUUGCUGAAGACGUUGAUACUACGAACCUUGAAAGACAGAGAGGAGGCGAUAUUAGAACAGGCUCAAGGGUUAACUAGGGCAGAGGCUUCAGAAGGCGACGAGCCUGAUAGCGAAUGCAACAAUGUCGUCCUGACAAGUCAGGAGCGUCAGAAUUCUCUUAGAGAGGAGGAAGCGUCAAAAGUGGACUGCGAUGAGUACUCGCAACGGAUAUUAAUCCCAGUCAAGCGCAACACUAAAGUGAAUUCGAUUUCCAAGAGUGGAAAUUUGGUGAACACCAUCGAUCACAACAAUCAAAGGGUAGAAGCUUGGUAGUUGGGAAGGCUUUCCCUGUAAUAUUCACAUGCACAGAGCGCACGGUAACAGUGAUGGAUGGGGUUUCGGAGAUUCCCCAUGACAGGUCUCUGCCUUGCGCAUGUACAGUCUUUGGAGGAAGGGGUAAAAGAUAGUGCAAGAGAGGUGGCCUGCCGAGUAGUGUAGGAGAUUAAGUGGCAAAGCCAGUGUAAAAUGUUGAUGAGGAGUAGAAGUCAUGUUCUGCAUAGGUCUGCUAUGGAGGUGGUUAGGUCGCGCCGUGGCUGAUUAGUGGGAUACACUGGUAGAGCCCUCAUGCCACUUGUGAGUGUGGCUUAUAGCACAGAUCAGCAUGAUUGGAUGGUCCGUAACGCUGAAUUGUACAUUAUGAAAAUCCUUAGAAUGAAAUUUCUCGCUUCAGUUUUCUCUUUUGAAAUUA
Molecule: messenger RNA, 2809 nt
Organism: Physcomitrium patens
Lineage: Eukaryota; Viridiplantae; Streptophyta; Bryopsida; Funariales; Funariaceae
Product: rho GTPase-activating protein 2
Biological process (GO): signal transduction
Molecular function (GO): GTPase activator activity
Source: RefSeq, a predicted model, not a curated record